Messenger RNA from Arachis duranensis, 892 nucleotides. RefSeq names its product histone H1. Gene Ontology annotation, cellular component: nucleosome; nucleus. Bases 122 to 718 code for a protein of 198 amino acids. The transcript is spliced from 2 exons. Gene Ontology annotation, biological process: nucleosome assembly; chromosome condensation; negative regulation of DNA recombination. NCBI's taxonomy places the organism in Eukaryota, Viridiplantae, Streptophyta, Magnoliopsida, Fabales, Fabaceae. Gene Ontology annotation, molecular function: nucleosomal DNA binding; double-stranded DNA binding; structural constituent of chromatin. The record is from RefSeq and is a predicted model, not a curated record.
UUAUCUCUGCGUCAUAAGCCUGUAUCAUACCCAACUCUUCAUCACAUAAAGCACUAUCUCUCUCUCUCCAAAACGGUUAUUGCAACCUCUCUGGUUUAAAUUUUGUGGUUCAGUUUCAGCCAUGUCUACCGCCGCAGCACAGCCCAAGACUAAGAAAACGGCUGCGUCCAAGAAGCCUCCUUCUCACCCCACCUUCGCCGAGAUGAUAACGGAUGCGAUUUCGAGUUUGAAAGAGAGAACUGGUUCAAGCCAAUAUGCGAUAACGAAGUUCAUCGAAGAGAAGCACAGGAAUCUUCCACCAACCUUCCGGAAGCUUCUUCUCCACAACCUCAAGAAAUCCGUCGCUGCUGGAAAGCUCGUGAAAGUGAAGAAUUCAUUCAAACUUGCGCCGAAAGCUGCUUCUCCUCCCGCUCCAGUGAAGGCUCCAGCGAAGGCUUCUUCUGCUGCCGCCGCCAAGCCUAAAGCCGCGGCGGCUUCCAAGCCUGGUCCUAAGCCUGUGUCCAAACCUAAAGCCAAACCAGCUGCCAUUACGAAGAAGGCCGCUGCCAAACCUAAAGCCAAAUCUGCUCCUGCUUCUGCAAAGCCGAAGCGGAAGCCAAAAGCGAAUGCUCCGGCGAAGAAGGUUGCUGCCAAGCCGGUGAAGAAGAUGCCAGUUAAAAAGCCGAAAAGCGUGAAGUCUCCAGCGAAGAAAGCAGCGGCGAAGAAGACUAAGAAGUGAAGGUGAAAAUGGGGCUUGGUUUGUUAGGGAUAGUUAAAUAUUUUUCUCGCUUUUUUUUUUUAUUUUUUUAAUGUUUUGUUGUCGUUAAUUGUUAGUAUAGAUAUAAUGGUAGGGGAAGGUUAUUGAUGUAAAUUCGUUUGGUUAGAUGAAUGUAACAAGGACUUGUUUUCUGCA